AGACUACCGAAUACGGCGGGAAAGAAUGAAUGAGAAUUCAUCAUGUCCAGAGAAGAUAUAAAUUUUGUUGUAGAAAUAUUACAAACUUUCAAUGAAUUUACAUCGUAUGAAUGCAGGCAAAAGAUAUACAUUUUAUGGGAGACAUUCUUCACAAACACAGUAAAAGUUGCACAAUCCCUGAAGGAAAACCAGGAUAAGAGUGAGUGUUGUACCAUCCUGCAAUGGUUUCUCAUUCUAACUAAGAAUAGGAGUGAGGUAUUCCUUGCUACACCUCAGCAUCAAGGAGAUGAAACUCCAGUUCUAUCACAAGUCAGGACUGAUUCAGAGGAAGAGAAAAUAUCGUUUGAGUUUUCCAGAUGGUUUAUGUGUACAUUGAUUGGUUUCCUGAGUGAAGUAGAAUUUGAGGCUACAUAUCAGAACUUAUGUAUUGACAUAAUAAAACAGCUGUUCCUUAUUUUGAAAUGGAGAAACGGUUACUUCUACUGCACCAUGUUAACUGAAAUCGUACAUAUAAUUGCAGAUUUGGUUAAAGCUAACGAUAGACUGUACGAGAGUAACAACCAUUACAGCGUAGACUUGAAAAGAUUUGUUGUUGACUUACAAACAGUGAAUUCAAGUCUUGUACCACCUGAUAAGAGAGAAGAGGGUAUACCACAAACUAUUAAAAGCCAAGUGACAUUAACAAUUAAUAGUAUAAAGAUUUGUGAAUGUCUUCAGCUAAAUGCAGUGAAGAUUUUGCAGUUAGCUUCAGAUGAUGUCUCCCAUGUGAUUGCUAAGAGUACAUGUCAUGUAGCAUGGGGCUCUAUGUGUUGUCAUGUGGAAAUGGGAGAUCUUGUCAUCAAAAAGGAAUCAUUGACAGUAUUGGAUCGUCUAUUGAUACAUUCUGGAUUACCUACCCUUGAUAUAACUAAAUAUUUCCUGUCAUGUGUCACAGCACUGAUAGAACUUCUAUGUUCAGGCUGUGAAGGUGGAAACAAAAGCGAGAUAAUAGACCUGGAAGAGAAGACAAGUCAGCUUAUAGACAACUUAAUCAAAGCUGACCAGAAAGAACUCAACCAGAACCACCUGUCAAUAUCACAGAUACAACACAUGUUACAGCAGAUGACUGUUGUCAUAGUUACAUACCAGAUGAAAAAACUAGCUACAAUCAAUAUGAAAAAUUCUGUAAUGAAGUUGAUUGUUCACUGUAUCAAUAGGUUAAAUAGUUCACAGCUUCAAGGAACAGUUUUGAAACCAGUAAUGGAGUCCUUGACAACAGCUUUGAUCAAAAUUUUAGGAACUUCAGACAAUUGCCAGUACCUUGUUGCUCCACUAGUUAAGUUAGUUCUUAUUGAGAUGGGAACAGUCAAUGUUAAAAUAGAAUCUACUCCAGAACAGGAAACCAGUGCUACACAGGGAUCCAGUAAACUUGCUUUAUCUCAGUUCAAAAGAAAAAGGAAAUUAGACAUGGAUGAAAAGCCAAAAAGGAGGAAAGUGCCCAAAACAUUAAGGUUACUAUGUCAAAAGAUACAGAUUCAAAUUAAUCAACUUGAUAAACCUCUUAAUCAGGAGUUAGCCAUACCAUUACUAGAGGGAAUACAAGUUGGAUUGGAGACUGUAUUAACAUGUUAUAAUCUGUGUGUAUGUCAAGAUAAAACAAAGACAGAUUUCAGUUACCAAGUAACAGAGGACAUGCAGUCCAUUGAUUGGUGGAUACAACAGAAAAUGCUUCAACAAUUAAAUGAGGGAUGUAUACAGUCCAUAGUAGUCAAAUGUAACCAAUGGCAACAGUCAGCAGUUACUUCCUGUUUGUUCAACAUCCUUGCUAUUUGUUCAAAUUUUCUUAGACUGAAAGACACAUGUGAUCUUGUUACAGAAAUGUUACAGAAUUUUCUAUGGAUCCUAUCUUUGCCAUGGUUACCUAAUGAUCCCUCUUGGUAUGACUUGAAACCAGACCAUGCUAAGGAAAUAGCCAAUGUAGCAAGGAACUUGUCAGACAAAAUAGAAUUAUCAGUGAAAUGCAGAUUGCUUGAAGGAUUGGCAUUGUUUCCAAAAGACAUGUCACCUAAAUGGAGAGUUCAUGUCUUCAAGCAAGCAUUUUCUGACACAGAUUGGCAGAUUAGAAAUACAGCUAUAACAUCUUUCCCUACCUUACUUCUACAUCUAGGACCUAAUGCCAACCAUCUUGUCCAUGAUCUUAUCAGUCCUGUUAUAGACGAUAAAAGUAGAGAAGUUCAGUUAUCAUUGGCCAAUAAUGUAGGGAUUUUAGCCUGUGUAGUUUGCAGGAAGGCUGUCCUUAGGUACAAAUCUGAUGAGCUAAAAAAUCCUUUUUAUGAGUCAUUUGAAAUACAGUGUUUGUCUUGUGACAACUUGAAAGAUGAGCAGUCAAACAAUGCCUCUAAGAGCAGACCAAACCUUGUGGAUCCAAAUAUGUUUGUACCUUAUCUGACAUUGCUGUCAUCAGAUGAUACAACAAUCAAGAAAAGUAUUAUAGGGAGUUUGAAGAGAAUGUUUGGACAUAUAGGAGUGAGAGCCAAAAGUUCUACAAUAGUCAGUAUGUUAGAUACAGCACUAAAUGUUUUGGUUGAUCCUGAUUAUAAUAUCAGAGUUAGUUUUAGUAAAGUUGUGCCAUACUUAGUUGGUGAAAACUGUAAUGAAACAAACCAAAGAAUAGUGACCAAACUGAAGGAAGCUUACUAUGCAGCAUGUAUGGAACAGAAUAUCAGGCUUCAGGAAACUAUUGUUCUAACACUUGCUCAGUUUGGAAGAAUAGCAGAAAAUGAGCAGUUAUUGGUAGUCAUACUGAAUUUGCUGGAGAGUAUGAUAUCCCCUAUACCACUGAUUGCCGCUGUGGCUUUUGAACAGUUGAAGUAUGUUGCCCAGUACAAGAAAAUGAAGACACAAGAUCUUUUCAUGAGAUCCAGGCUACCUAUCUGUAAAUUCUUGGCUGAAGCCAUGCAUCAGAAAAUGUUAUCCUGUAAUGAUGCUGAUGCCGCUACAGAUAUCCUAAAAGAUGUAACCAAGGUUCUAGACUUCCCUGAUGAUAAAAGAUUUUUACAGUCAGCCAACAAAUUUAUAGUACCACACUUAGUGAGCAUAGCAACACCAGAGGCAUCUAAUUUAUUGAAGAAGAUAUCAGUGCUUGUUGAUCUCCCAAACAGGAAGAAGAUAAUGAUGGAGAAUAUAAAGUAUAUAUUUCCUUAUAUAGCUAUCUACUUCCAAGAGGCAGAACAGGGGAAAGCUAUGAAGUUCUUACAGAAAGAGACAGCAUUUGACAUGGAACAGUUACUAAGAUGUCAGUUCCAGACAACACACAAUGAGUUACUCCUACAUCUGGGUACACAUUAUCAAAAGGUGUUCAGUGGUCUGACUGUGUUAUCUAAAUGUGUAAAGACUCAGGGAUAUGAAGAACCACAGACAAUGACAUCGGCAGAAAUGGCAGACUAUUUACAGCCUAAACUACUUGGAGUGAUUGGAUUCUUUGAUUUACAGCUUUUAAAUAACAACAUUCCUCUAGAAGAUAAAAAAAUGACAUUAGAAAGCUUGACAGCCAUAAUCAGACUGAUGGGUAGAAAACACAUUGGUAUGAUACGAUAUAAGAUUGUGAACACACUGAGGAUAGGAUUACAGAUCACAGACAGAGAUAUACAGGAGAUAUCAUGUAAAGCUUGGGAUUGUUUUGUUAAAAGUUUAGAAACUCCGUUUCUUGGACAGAUGAUGUCACAGAUCAUUGCCACACUCCUCCCUUUGCUGAACUCGUUACCAAAACAGGUGUCAGAACUUUUCAACUUCAUGAUAGUAGAAAACAGGGAGACGUUAUCAGUUCACUUUCAUGAGGUCUACUUCCUGCCUGAUAUACCAGAGUUGUCUGUGGCUAAUGAUAUACUAAAACAGUACACAGAGGGAUCUUCUAGUCAAUCAGAUUUGAGGACCAGACUGGAUCAUUCCAUGAAGGGAAUAACACAUGAAAGCUUGGAUGUCAGACUUCAUGCUCUGUCUAAAUUGAAGAACCUGCUUCGUGAUGAAAAAGAAGCACUAUACCAGUUUGUGAUAGGUAAUGAGACUGCUGAUCCUAUUGUAUCAAAGAUUGUUUCUGUGCUGUUGAGUGGUUCUAGAGAUUCUGACAGCAGAGCACAGAUACUGUAUGCUGAGUGUAUUGGAGAACUUGGUGCCAUAGAUCCUGGAAGGUUAGAGCUGACUACAAAUGAUCCCAAGGCAGACAAUGCUAAAUUCCAUCAUAAUAUUUGUGAAGAUAAUUUUGCAUUUGAUCUGAUAAACCAAGUUGUCAAAGGUUUCCUGGCAGCAACAGAAACAAGAAUUCAGGAUGGUACGGCUUUAGCAUUACAGGAAUUGUUAAAGAUUUUUAAAAUCACAGAGACGUCUAAACUAUGGAAACGAUUUGCUGAUCAUGUCAAGGAAAUACUCCUUCCUUUAUUUACCACAAAGUAUACAUUAACAAGUCAACAAGACUGGUCUAAGAUAACCAAACCAAUAUUCCUAAGUGAGAAAUCAAAGACCUUUGCUGAAUGGGUCAGUACAUGGACAGGAUACCUGUUAUCAAAGGUUAAACAAGAUCAUGCCAGAAGUGUAUUUGUAUCCUGUACAGCAGCUAUUAAGAAUGAUGUACACAUUGCUCUGUAUAUUCUACCCUACGCAGUAACACAAGUCUUACAAGAUGGAUCUCCACAUGAUAUUAAAGAGGUUUUUACUGAGAUAUUAGAAGUUAUUAGUCACACACAGAAACCUGAUACUAAACAUAGAGAUGGGAAUUUCCACCAUAUGAGUGCUCAGACAAUCUUUUCUAUAAUGGAUCAUCUAACCAAAUGGAAGAGACAGAAAGCUCAGACAAGUGGUAUCAUUCCUGGCAAAGGACCUGCCUAUUUAUCUGACUCAGGAUACAGGGCUAUUGAUAGUUUUCUAAAUAAGAUUCCACAAGACCUACUGGCUCAAGCUUGUUUUAGUUGUGGAGCUUAUACUAGAGCAUUGAUGCACUUUGAACAGUUCCUGUCAAGUAAAAACCAGAAUGUUCAAGAUCAUCUUGACUUUCUCCAGAGAUUGUAUGUCGCCAUGGAUGAAUCUGAUGGUGUAAUUGGAGUAGCAGCCAUUAGACAGACACAGCCAACAUUGAUUGAACAAAUUCUUAUCCAUGAAAGUUUGGGUCAACAUCAGGAUGCUCAGGCUUGUUAUGAGAAGGCUAUUGACAGUGAAGUAGAUAGUGUUGAACAUCAUAAAGGUCUACUGCAAAGUUUGAUGGAGUUAGGACAACAAAACAAGGCCUUACUGCAUGCUACAGGAGCCAUUGCUGAGAGACCAGAGUGGGCACCACAUAUCAGAUCUUACAUGGUGGAGGCUGCAUGGAAGCUUGGUAACUGGGAUAAACUGGAAAAAUGUAUCAAAUCUGAGAAAACUGGUAGGAACUGGGCAGUUGGAGUUGGAGAGCUGCUUCUUUCAGCAAAAGCUAAGAAUGAAGAAAAGUUUAUGAAACACCUUCAGAUUGUCAGACGUGAACAAAUAGGCCCAUUGUCUGCUGCCAGUAUGGAGAGUGGGUCAUACCAGAGAGGUUACCAGCAUAUUGUCAGGCUACACUUACUGACAGAAAUAGAGGAAUGUUUCCGUGUAUUAGCAGAUCUAAAGACAGAGGUGGGAGGUACUGGUGAUGGGCCAAGGAUUUCUACUCAGGAGUUACUGAAGAAUUGGGACAGGAGGCUACAGGUUAUGCAGUGGUCCUUCAGAGCCCAGGAACCAUUGUUGACUUUAAGAAGAACAUUAUUUAAUCUAGCCCAACAGAUGACUGGACAUGAUGUUGAUCAUGAGAUUGGUCACUGGUGGUUAUGGAGUGCCAAGAUUGCUAGAAAAGAAGGCUAUAACCAGACGGCCUACAGCUCAUUGUUACAGGCUGGAGACUACAACCUACCUGAAGUAUUCGUAGAGAAAGCCAAGUGGUUCUGGAGCAAGGGAGAUAAGGACCAGGCUCUUACCUGUCUAGAGAGAGGGAUGUCUGUACACUUCCCUGAUAUACAGGCUCUUAAAUCUGACACCACUGAUCAGUCUAAAGCUAGGCUUAAAAUAUAUGCUCAGGCUUUAUUGUUAUUUGGAAGAUACAGUGAUGAAGCAUCCAGUUUGGAAAGUAAUUCAAUUCUGAGGAAAUAUCGUGAGGUGAUAGAUAUUUACAAUGACUGGGAAGAAGGACAUUUUUACCUGGCACAGUAUUACGACAAAAUUAUGACCACCUUAUUUGAAGAGAAUACUGCAAAAGGUGACUUUAUCUAUCAUGUGAUCAGGAAUUUUGGACAAUCUCUUCUACAUGGUAACCAGUAUAUAUACCAGUCAAUGCCUAGGCUCCUCAGUCUGUGGUUAGAGUAUGGAACACAGGUGGCAGAUUAUGAGAAGCAGGAUAAACAAAAACCACAGAUUUCUCAAAGACUACAGACCAUGAGAAACACUCUUGGAAAGUUGAAUAGGUUGAUAAGUAACUUUGGGAGGGAGUUAGCACCAUACCAGUUGUUUACAGCAUAUCCACAAUUGAUAUCAAGGAUUUGCCAUGCUCAGAGUGAUGUUUUCCAACAUCUUAAAGAUAUUGUUGCCAGAAUCUUUGUACAUUUCCCUAAACAGUCCUUGUGGAUGAUGAUGGCAGUUUCCAAGUCAUCCUAUUCUAUGAGAGUGAAGAGAUGUCAAGAUAUAUUUGCAGAAGCUAAGUCCAGGAACUCAGAAUUGAAGAAGUUUAUAGAGGAUGGCACCAAGUUAACAGAGAGGUUAUUAGAAUUAUGUAACAAGGAUUUUAAAAAUGCAUUAACGAUAAGUGUAACCCAACACUUCCGUCCAUUGAAAAGACUACUGGAAGACAGUAACUUCAGUAAGAUAUUAGUACCAUUACAGUCCUCCAUGACGGUGACCUUACCCAACACACCAGGAUUACAUCAGGAUCAUAACCCUUUCCCUUGUAAUGAAGUAUUUAUUAAAGGUUUUGAAGACACAAUAGAAGUGUUGCCCUCCUUACAAAGGCCAAAGAAGAUAACUUUAACAGGGAGUGAUGGUAAACUCUAUAUCAUGAUGUGUAAACCAAAGGAUGAUUUAAGAAAGGACUGCAGACUGAUGGAAUUUAAUGGAAUUAUAAAUAAAUUUUUGCACAAGGACCCAGAUUCAAGAAGACGACAACUUCAUAUCAGAACUUAUUCAGUGAUUCCCCUGAAUGAAGAAUGUGGACUUAUAGAAUGGGUUAAUAACACAAAUGGGUUGAGGAAUAUAUUACUGAAGUAUUACAGAGAAAGGGGGUGUGGUAUGACUGGAAAGGAAUUAAAGGAUGCCUGUCCCUCUAAACAAUCCUCUCUUGAAACAAAACUUCAAGUGUUGAAGGAGAAGUUAUUACCACGUCAUCCUCCAGUAUUUAAAGAAUGGUUUCUGAGAACCUUCCAAGACCCAACAUCUUGGUACAAUGCUCGUGUUUCUUACGCCCGUACUGCUGCUGUUAUGAGUAUGGUUGGAUAUAUCCUAGGACUUGGAGACAGACAUGGAGAAAACAUACUCUUUGAUUCUACAAAUGGAGAUUGUGUACAUGUAGAUUUCAAUUGUCUGUUUAACAAGGGUACCACCUUUGAAUGGCCAGAGAGAGUACCAUUCAGAUUAACACAUAAUAUGAUUGAUGCUAUGGGACCUAUGGGAUAUGAAGGUAUAUUUAGAAAAGCCAGUGAGGUAACCUUAAGGGUAAUGAGGACACAGAUGGAUCCGUUGAUGAGUGUACUGAAGCCUUUUAUCUAUGAUCCUUUAGUAGAGUGGAGUAAACCAGUCAAACCUCAAGGUCAGAGGUCAGCGUUAGUCCCUGGUCAAAGGUCAAUUGUUAUUGAUACUGGAGAAAUCAAUAACGAACAGGCAAUGAAACAUGUACAAGACAUUGAAGACAGAUUAAAAGGAAUUCUGAAAAAUGAACCUAAGCAGGGAGGACAAGCUAAACCAAAAAGUGUCGCCCUGUCUAUAGAGGGCCAUGUCAAUCAUCUUAUAAAUGAUGCUACAGAUGAGAAGAAUCAAUGCCAGAUGUAUAUUGGAUGGGCAGCAUAUCUGUAGUUGGUGGGAAGUGUCAUCAAUGACAGAUGUAUAUGGCAGCUGUAAUAAACGUGAAGUCUUCUAAAUGGCAGCAUGCAUAAUAAUCAAACCAGCAGCUUGGUUGUUCAAUAAAAUGGGCAGCAAAUCAUUAAUUCAACUUGAGAAAAUGUGUUAUAAUCAUGAAACCUGCCUUGAAAACAUCAUGCAACACCACCUUUGACUCUCUUAUGACUUAGCAGAAACACCAUGAUCACCAGAGUGUAAUAAAACAUCCAUCAUUAUAUCUGAUUAUUUAUGUUUAUUUAUCAAGAAUGUAAUUCAAUAAAAUUUGCAGGUUGAUAUUUCAUAUAUGGUGCUACUGAAAAUCAUCAUCUAAUGAUUAUGUUUUGGAAUAAGACAGUUCUGCCACUUCCUGCAGAAUUAGAAUACAGUAAAAAAGAUUAGGGUCAGGAUCUGUCACAAAAUGUUGAGACAUUUUUUGUUUACACUAAAAUCAACUAGACAUUACAUCACAUAAAUGAUUUUUUUUUAAUAUUUUAAAGUAGGUGAUCUAGGGCCCUUUUUUGGCAGAAAACUUGGAAGUAUUAAAAUUUAUAAAAGAUUAUUUAUAAUAAAUAUGACUGAUAACUUUGUGAAAUGUUUAAACUGUAAGAUCAUUGAAAUGUUGUGAAUAAUUUAGCAAUAACUCCUUUUCAAAAAUUAUGAAAUCCCUGUAAUAAAUGGACCACUAUCCUGCUCACCUCUUCUAUCCAAUAACAACUUUUUUAACAGUUGAGUACUAGCAAUACAGGUUUAAUACAAUUUAUAUCUUGUUAUAUUCUGUUUCAAUCAUAAAUCAUGUUAAAGUAAUUAACACUUAUUUUUUGUUGUUAUAAUGUCUCAAAUUUGUUAAAUUGAUAACAUGUAAACUGUUCCUAUUUGUUUUGUUAAUAAAUAAAUGUACCAUGA
Mytilus trossulus (common blue mussel) is the source of this 8964-nucleotide messenger RNA. RefSeq names its product serine/threonine-protein kinase ATR-like. Gene Ontology annotation, molecular function: protein serine/threonine kinase activity; protein binding. NCBI's taxonomy places the organism in Eukaryota, Metazoa, Mollusca, Bivalvia, Mytilida, Mytilidae. Gene Ontology annotation, cellular component: nucleus. Bases 43 to 8037 code for a protein of 2664 amino acids. Gene Ontology annotation, biological process: DNA damage checkpoint signaling; protein phosphorylation; telomere maintenance. The transcript has 68 exons. The record is from RefSeq and is a predicted model, not a curated record.